GUAAUUGUUAUUGUUAGCUUGUUAGCUCGCAGACGAACUCGGGAAAUGGAGAUAUGACAGAGUAAUAACGUCUUAUUACACGUGCACCAUUAAGUUAUUACAAACCUAAAGUGAUGGAGGACGGCAACAGGAGUGAUGCAGCUUCCACAUCCAAGAGCCAUGGGGGCUCGCUCCACCUGCAGACUCCAAAAAAUGAAGAUGCCUAUGAAAUUGCAAUCCCCUAUGAGGAGAGCAGUUUUGAGCAGCAAGGAUUUUUCAACCAGAAUGAUCAGAAUUUUGAAGAGUCACAGUCAACUGCUGGCCCAACUCCCGUCAACAACUCAUACAUGGUGAUCACCAACCUGAGGACCCAGCUCCAGAUCUCUCUGGAGAAAAACUCUUGGCUGCAAAAAAGAAUUGAAGAUUUGGAAGAAGAGAGGGACUUCCUUCGAUGCCAGUUGGACCGCUUCAUCUUUUCCACAAAGAGCCAGGAGCAGAAUCAGAGCCAGUAUAGUAAUGGGUAUGAAUCCAGACGAUUCAACUGGAGAGCAAGAAGAGAGGAAGAUCGUCCUGCUGAACAACAGAAGACAGACUCACAGCAUUUCCCUCCACGUCAGUUUAUCCAACGAAGGCCUGGUCCUCCAACAAUGGUGUCUUCCAAAAACCAUGUGUCCAACCCAUUGACCACUCAGCUUGCGUCUAUGAAUGCUUUGUUCAACUCUACACAAUCCCAGUCCCUUUUACAAGGCCAUAGUGCUCCAGGUAAUGCGGCAGGUGGGAGCAGUGGCAACACUGGGAGUGCUACAAGAGCCAUAAAUGACAUUAGUGUGCAUAAUGGCCCAGAGUCCCUUUCACUUCACUUGGGAGAAUCUGAUGAGUAUUUGGAUCAGGAUGAUUUCAUUGAGGAUGAGGAAAUGAUACCAGGGGAAGAUGUAAUGUCAAAUACAAUUAACAACGGUCGGCAACAGUUGAAAAGAAGGCGGGUUUUCCGAGCUCCAAGAGAACGACAGAGAGUGAAAGAUGCUGCUGGAGUGCUGUUUCGGUACAAGAAAAUUCUGCUUACAUAUCAGCGUCUUAAAAAUAUGUCCAAAGCCUUCCAAAUCCAUGGUGUGGAUCGCAACACAGUGGCUUCGACCACCCCCAUAGCUGAGCUGCUUCUAGUGGCUCCAGAGAAAGUGGCUGAUGUGGGAGAGUUUGACCCAUCCAAAGAGAAGCUGCUGGACUAUGCCCGGCGCUGCUACACCGCCCUGGACGAAGAGACACUUAACAGAGUGCAAGCCUUAAAGAAGAAUAACCUGCUCCUGCCCAUCUCCUACAGGUUCAGACACUGAGGAAAAAAGACAGAUCAACAGUGUCUAUAAAACAAUGACCUGAAGCUAAAGAGAGAAGAGGAAAGAAAACUGGCUUCUACCACAGCAGGCCACUUCAUUACCAGUGCACACAGGUGGCCAUGUAGACUGUGACUAGCAUAGUUUUUUUUUUUUUUUUUUCAGACAAAACUUUUCACAUGUCACUGAAAUUUUCAACACCUUUGUGUUGAUUUUCUUCAUCAAAGUGAGGAUGAGGGGUGCCUACUGUACAUGGAAAGAGAAACAAUGUGGUUUCCAUUGCUGUAAGCAAUGUGGUGUAAGUUUAUAAUUUAGAAUUGGUUAAUGAGAAUGUGUCUUUACAACAAAUGUAAUAGGAGACACUGUUUUUACCAAAAUCUCCAAAGGUCUGACUUUCAGCUUUUAUUUUGCAACCAUACUUUUUUUUAAAUAUUCUUUCUGUCCUCAACAUUUGGUGUUGAGGUACAUUACAGCAUGUCUUCUUUUUCUGUCUGAUUUUUCUCCUUCGGGAUAACUGAAGUGGAUCAUGCUUUUCCUUCAUCAUUUGUUUCCAUCUUACCUUGUCUUCUGCAGCUCCCUCUGUCACAUCAACUAAAUGCACAUUCUCUUUUACCACAUUCAAAUAUCUCACAUAUUUGUCUUCCCCUUUUUCUUCUGACCGAAAGACCCAUCUCCACCAUCUUUCUACCAGUGUGUCCACUAUCUCUCUUUUUUAUCUGUCCAAAUCAUCUCAUUCAAGCCUUUCUUACUUUUAUCUUUUACGUAGUUCAGUUACUCAUAUUACUUCAUUUGUAUGCAUUUUUACACAGUUCCAAAAGUCUGUAGGCAUUCAGUCACAGUCUAUUUAUGUCAUACUGUAAUUGAAUUGUGGUAGACUUAAGAAAUUCUUUAUUAUAUUACUUUAGGUGUUCUUUUUCUGUUUAUACAUUUUUUUAUGAUUUUUAUUUGCCUUAAUUAGUUUUUUCUUUGCACAAGACAACUAAUCGAGAUCACCUUUCCUUUCCAUUUCUCAAGGUUUAAAGUGGAAGAAAGAAAUCCAGUUGUAAAGUGAUUAUUGUAAAAACAAGUCUAACAUAAUGUGGUGCUGAUACAGUUUUGACACCACUACAUUUUAUACAAGAGCCAUGACAGUUAAUACUUUCUUAUAAGUAUUAUGACCAACAGUUAUUCUUCUGGCCAAUUUUAACUAUACUGCAGUAUUACUUUGUUGCCCAACUUAAGGUCACCAAAAUUGGGUGCAUUACCUUCCUAAAUUACAGUAAAUGUCAACUUUUAUGCUUCUGAUAUUGAGAAUCUCAUAAUGCAUUGUGAUAAUAACAUGUUUUGUAAAAUAUGGCCCUGGAAAUUUACAUUAGUUCUUACUAUACUGACUGUUUGUAACAAUGUGUAACAUGCAAAAUUUUGUGGAUCUCGCACACAUAUUUUUAAAGUGAAAACAUCAGCAUUAACAGUGUUUGACGGUUUAAUUUAUUUUGACAAUUUCCACUACACAACGCAUGCGUUUGAUCUACACCCUAAAGGAGUUUUGCUAAGAUUGUGAUUUUAAAAGCAGUCAACUACUGAACAUAUUGAAAAUCCCAGUCAAUUUCUGCCAAAGUACAAAGCCAAUGUCCUGAAAGCAUUUCAUUCCAUACAAAAAUGAUUUGUUUAUCUGUAAAAUCCAACAGCACGACUCGUUACUUAUUAAUCAUGUGGAGUACUGUUAAUAUGAGUGCAAUAAAACAUGAUUUCCUACAA
This is a messenger RNA of Cololabis saira (Pacific saury), 3044 nucleotides long. RefSeq names its product coiled-coil domain-containing protein 106-like. The record is from RefSeq and is a predicted model, not a curated record. The coding region runs from base 114 to 1310 and encodes 398 amino acids. NCBI's taxonomy places the organism in Eukaryota, Metazoa, Chordata, Actinopteri, Beloniformes, Belonidae. The transcript has 8 exons. Gene Ontology annotation, cellular component: nucleoplasm.